AUGUACCAAGUAGACUACCUCUGGACAGAAGACGAGCCGCAGCCGUAUGAAAUUGACAAUUUGUUCGCUGAAGAUACCCUAACAUUCGUCAUUGUAUCCUCAAACAUAGAUCAAACGUUAUCCAACUACAUCAAAUAUAUGGACCCCUGGAUCAAGCAAUAUCCAUGGAACUACAAACAACCCGAUUGCCAAGCGCGCGUCACCAACUCGAUAGAGUACAUCUACGGCGAGUUCCAAUACCACGAGCACAAGCUUGACAUGGAGCUCUUUAUAGCUCUCCUUCUCAACUUUACAAAAUACGACCACAACAGCUUCAUCCACGUGUUUGACUCCGGUGAAAUUGAACCUGUAUUGGUGCUAUGUCACGAUUGUCUCCCCGCGCACCUAUUGAGUGUAACCAACGGCCGGAAUAAAGCGUGGCUACAUCGCGAUUCCAUCGUGGUGGUGAAUGAUCAUAUUGCCGAUGGGCAAGAGCGGUAUUUGUCGCUCGAUCGCGCGGUUCGGCAGUUGUUCAAUGGCGACUUCAGCGAGAACGCGGAGAUGGCACAGGUGGUCAAGCGGCAUUGCUCGCUUGGCGUGGGGUUGAGCCACGCCCAUGACCUCGUGUUGAAGUUGCCGCGCACCGCAGCGAAGGUGGUUGCACAUGACCCGAUGAUGAUUGCGAGGAGCUUAGCUACCCUUGAAGAUAUGGAGCUGAUUCAGCCUGUGAGCAGUGAAGCUGCUGCUGCUGCUGCUGCUGCUGGCGAUGACGUAGUUGAAGUUAACGUUGUUGUGAAUGCGAUGAAUCUCGGGGUGUUGUUGCGACUAGCUGGUGAGUUUGAUGGUGAACUCAAUGAAGGUGGUGGUGAUCGUCAGGAGUUGAUUAGCGGGCUUGUUAUUGCUGGAUUGCAGCAUUACUACGCGGGAAAGCCCGAGCCCAAGGUGCCGGAAACUUUGGUCGCGAGCUCGCGCCAUGUAUUGCAGGAUGAAUUGAUUGCGCGUGGCAUCAUCGAUGGACGAAUCGAGGAAGAUCACGAAGUCGUUAAUGUCAUUUCUGGAGUUGGCGGUAUGCCGGGGACGCAAGAAGAUGAAGAAGCGUACGCGAGGAAAUUGCAAACAUUAUUAGAGCAAGGCUAUGAUGACAUGGGCGGUGUGCUCGAUGACGAAGAAGAGGAAGAAGAAAAUGAUGAUGAAGAUGAAGAUGGUGUUAUACCGCUGGAUUUGCAAGAGUUUAGGUGGAAAUAUUACGACAUGACUUCGACUUGGCUCUCGGAAGAAGAAUUGAAGCCGACGUACGAGAGAAUCAGAGCGUUGAUGAUGGAAAGCAAUGUCAAUUUCCAUCUGGAUUUUAAAGGUACCGAGUUUGAAGAUUUUCCCGAGUUUAUGGAACUGGAUAUCAUCUUGGACAUGGCAAGUCAGCCUCACUGCGAGGGCAAUCACAACGAUAAUGGUGGUGAUCAUGAUGAUGCAGGUGUUUAUCAAGGAGAUAUGGCGUACAAGGAUUACGUCAAGUUUAAGAAAGAAUUGAGGAAAGAUGGCAGCGGUGCCAAUCUUCAUGAGAAUGACGAUGACGAUGAUGACGACGAUUGGGAGGAUGUUGAUAACGAUGAUGACGACGACGACGAUGACGAAUCAAGUCAAGAUGGAGAUGAAUUGGUCGAGGUGUAUGAUGAGAAGCAGCCGCAACUUGAGCCGUUGCAUGACUUGGUUGAUUCUCACGAGCACCCACGGCUCAGUAAAGAAGAGAUUGAACGAUUGACGAAGGAUCUUCAGCAAAUGAGGACUACGGAUAACAAGAACUUGGAACUGCUUUUGCAAAAGCAGAGGAAAAUAUAG
This is a messenger RNA of Lodderomyces beijingensis, 1815 nucleotides long. NCBI's taxonomy places the organism in Eukaryota, Fungi, Ascomycota, Pichiomycetes, Serinales, Debaryomycetaceae. The record is from the annotation of a GenBank genome assembly.